AUGAUCUACACCUCACUCUCCGCUACUCACAUCGUAUGGCUGAGCCAUGGAAGUCAUCAAUACGGCGAAUACGUUGUACCAAGGGUGGGAUGUGGAGGCGAUGAGAGAAGCUGGUGACGCCGCGUGAGAAGCCCAAAUUACGCGUCCACUCAUCAAUCUCCAUCAUCCAUCGCUCCUGCUUUAAUUAUGCACUAACAAUCGGUGUACAGAAGCUAUGCGCAUGUCUCAUCAUCUCCAGGCUUCACUGCCAUCAAUCAAUGUUCACCGCAAUUGCUCCCAUCUCUUCAGCCCUCAGCAAUCUCUCAGACACAGCAUAACCAGGCCAGGGUGCGUACUACAGGCAAGUCAAGUCGACGCAGAAACCCGACUGUAGCAACAUACCUGGGCUUAGGCGAUUCAGCAGAGCCUGCGCAUCUGGUCAAGUACGCACCAACACCAGAUGGGCAGUCUCCACCACAGCCCACGUGGAAGCGUCGAAUGCCACGAAACGGCGAAAAGGUGUCAACAAGAAAGAAGGCCAACACAGAUAGCAAGAAAGUGUCAAACCAAAGGCGCGUAUCCGAGAACCUUCGUGUCACCAAGCAUCUCAAUCAGUCCGUUACAAAUAAAUUAGAUGGCUCUACUGAAGAACCUCUGCCUACACCUGCCUCCGCCAUGGUAUCUGCAGCAACGGCUCCAGCGAGUGAGCGACGACGAACAGAACAUCAAGAGCGAGUAUCACACAAUAUCACUGUGGAAAGUAGUGCUGCUCUGCCGGUUCAGACGUCUCACGCACAUUCUGCGGACGACGACGACGACGACGACGACUUUGGUCAGCUAUGCUUUGACUUCGAGCCAAGUUCUCGCACUGCUAACGACUCGAUGUGCUCAGCAUAUACCUCAGAGCUGACGGAGCAUGCUGAAAUGCAGUUCGACGAUGACGAUUUCGAUGAUGAUCUUAUGGAUGACGACCUUCUCGACCUGACAACAGAUACAAUUGAUGUUUCAAGCAGCCCUAAACUCCAGUCAAGUUCACCCAUCAAGAUUCACAUUGCAGAUGAAUCAGUUCAACAGACACAGAUGCCUGGCACAUCUGCAGACACCGCUGUCGUGCUUGACGAAAAGGUCAACAGCUCGGGUCCUAUGUCGAAGAAGUUUGUAUCCCCAGUCACCCUGACCACGCGACUACUUGCAGCAACCGGCUACGAGGCUCGGAAGCCGAUCGUCAGACCAGCUUUUCCUGCUGCAGUUCGUGACCGCUCGCCCAUCAUUGGUCUGUCGCCCAAUACCUUGCUGAGAACCUGCUUCCGUGUCGGUGAAGCUAUUAAUCAGAGCUGUCAAGCGACAAAGACAGGCAACCAUAUCCUUAUCGAGCUGUACGCCAGAGUGCUGAACUCCGAUCGUGACGACAUACAGCAACGGUUUACGUUUUGCGAUCUGUUUCAUGCGAAACUACCGUACAUCCAAGCAACCUACGCUGCCGCAAUAUGGAAGACUGUUCAGCUAUUCGAGUAUGACAGUGCACGCCUAUUGUCACAAGGCAGAAUCUGCCGGUGCAUAGGCACGAUGAAGCGUAACGGGAAGGACUGGGUUAUGACAGUGCUGAACAUCUGGGAGGCGACCUGGGACGAUGUUCAAUGGGUGGAAGGUAUUGUCAGUUCUUGAUCUGGGGAAGUUGCUGGAAGGUUAUCAGGGGUACACCAUCAGGGUGGACUGAAUGUGAGACAAUCUUCAGAGGAUUUGUUCGAGGCUGAUGGGAUGUACUACGACGUCGUAUAAUGACUUUACAUCAACAAAU
Macroventuria anomochaeta is the source of this 1777-nucleotide messenger RNA. RefSeq lists its product as uncharacterized. Lineage: Eukaryota; Fungi; Ascomycota; Dothideomycetes; Pleosporales; Didymellaceae. The transcript has a single exon. The record is from RefSeq and is a predicted model, not a curated record. Bases 478 to 1644 code for a protein of 388 amino acids.